GAAGGACCGAAUCGCAGUGGAGUUAAAAAAACGUGUAAAGGUUGCGGUGCUUCGGAUUACUGAAGGUCGACCGUACAACUAAGACAGACGAUGUAUUUCACCGUGUCAACUAAGUUGAAACUGGUCAACCAGGGGUUGACAGCAUUGUACAACCGUCCUCGUAGUUUUUGUGGUAUAGCCAGGCCAUACAUCAACAGGACAAUGUCCUGCCAUGAACUGACCAGGGCCCCGUCCAGUCCCACUGUCCACUGUAAGAGAUGGCAGUCCAGUGACAAAGACACCUCAGGGUCUAAACCCCCUUGGCAAAUGGGCGAAUCAGUUACCGAGGGAUUUGGUAUAAAAGAGUUUUUCACACAAGAAGGGAGUAAAGGACGUGAAUUUCUGACAAAUGCUGGAAAGUUUGUAGGAGCAGUGUUUGCAUGCUUUGGUGUAUGGUAUGGUUAUCAGGUAUACAGAUGGAAGAGUGGGAAAUCUGUGUCAUCUCUUCUAAUACUGCCAGAAGAUAAAACAGAAUAUAAAAGAACACCUGUACCUGUUACACCUUCGGCGAGCAUCCCGAAGAAAGUUCAACACUUGCUGAUUGGGGGAGGUUUGGCAUCCAUGUCAGCAGCUAAUACCAUCACUAAAAAUGACCCCAAAGCUGAGGUACUGAUGAUUUGUGAUGAGACAAUUCAACCAUACAGGCGCCCCCCUCUCUCCAAAGACAUGUGGUACUACACAGAACAAGACAAUGCAAAGGAACUGCUAUGGCAAAACAACAAGGGGAAAAUGAAUCAUCUUGAAUUUAUCCCCAUGGAGGCCUUCAAGGACAUCACGUCCGAUGAACCUGGAGUGAAAGUAGCCAUUGGACAAAAGGUAACCAGUAUAGACGUGGAGAACCAGAAAGUGUCUCUGCAGGAUGGGACAGAAAUUGCUUAUGACAAAUGCCUUAUUGCCACAGGUGAGACACAAAAAUGA
Molecule: messenger RNA, 957 nt
Organism: Lingula anatina
Lineage: Eukaryota; Metazoa; Brachiopoda; Lingulata; Lingulida; Lingulidae
Product: apoptosis-inducing factor 1, mitochondrial
Biological process (GO): mitochondrial respiratory chain complex assembly; apoptotic process
Cellular component (GO): mitochondrion; cytoplasm
Molecular function (GO): protein dimerization activity; FAD binding; NAD(P)H oxidase H2O2-forming activity
Source: RefSeq, a predicted model, not a curated record